Molecule: messenger RNA, 586 nt
Organism: Umbelopsis ramanniana AG
Lineage: Eukaryota; Fungi; Mucoromycota; Umbelopsidomycetes; Umbelopsidales; Umbelopsidaceae
Exons: 1
Coding region: 149-346 (65 amino acids)
Source: RefSeq, a predicted model, not a curated record
GUGAAACAUUCGCUAUGGCUGGUCUUGGCGAAUUAUUUCCAUAACCAGCAAUUAUAAGAGGAUGCGUCAUCGGAGAGAAGGGCGGGUAUAAAAUAGAACGAUAAAAAUCUACUUGCACCGUACCGAUCUCCUUCUUCUUUACUUAAACAUGAACGCUCAACAACAACCCGUUGCUCAACCCGAAGCCUACACUGCUCAAUCUAUGCAGACUGAAGCCGUCCAGACUGUUCAAGAACCCCAACAAGACAACUCUUGGUCCUCUUUGCUUCGUCUCCGUGGUGGUGGCUGUGUCAAGGGCUGCUUGGAAACCAUCUGCUGCUGCUGUGCUCUUGAUGCCAUCUGGUAAGUGAAUGGAAAUGAUACACACACUGUAUGAGAUAGAACCAUGGUGACUGAUCUGCUUGUGUUUUAAUCUAUUUCAGCUGCUGCGAACUCGAUGAGGUAGGCAUCCAUUCAUGACUGUCACUCUACCCGUUGCUUCUGUGGUAUUAACCUUUUUUCAUUUAAUUUCUAGAUCUGCUGCUAAAUCGCGAUAAUACUUCGUAUGGCACCCCACUCUCUAUCUCUCACUAUCAAACCCAUUAGG